Molecule: messenger RNA, 1091 nt
Organism: Diabrotica virgifera virgifera (western corn rootworm)
Lineage: Eukaryota; Metazoa; Arthropoda; Insecta; Coleoptera; Chrysomelidae
Gene: Ubx
Product: homeotic protein ultrabithorax
Exons: 2
Coding region: 396-1091 (231 amino acids)
Source: RefSeq, a predicted model, not a curated record
CUGCUCUCCGGAGCUAUCCAGUGGGUUCCUAUCCGCGAUAAAACUAGUAACGGUGUGCAUUCCGGACCCGACAUUCGCGCCGUGUGUUUGCCUCGUGCUCAAUAUUGUCGUAAACUGAAUUUUUAUUGACCAUUUUUAUUAUUAUUGCGUCGUAACAAUAACCAUUAUUUUUAAUAUUGAAUGACAAUUUCGGCACGUUAGUGACUCAUUUAAUCCGCAUUAUGAAGAUGUUAUCUCGCUUUAGUGACACCAGUGCCUGACUUGAAAAAUAAACAAACCACCGACAUUCAGUGCUUGUGAACUUAGUGAACUUGUGUUAUUUUUUUAAUCGUUAAAAGGACAUCCCUCAGUUUUUGAGGGAUCAUUACACAUCAGCCAAAAUUAACGCGACAAUAAUGAACUCCUACUUCGAACAAAGUGGUUUCUACGGAGGCCACCACCACCAGGGUUCCGGUUCCGUGACGGGAGCCCAUCACCAUGACCAUCAAAGUGCAGCUGCUGCAGCUGCCUACAGAUCCUUUCCUCUUAGUCUAGGUAUGUCUCCAUACGCCUCCAGUCAACACCAUCACGCACAUUCUCUUCACCAAGCUCGACCUCCACAAGACUCUCCAUACGACGCCUCGGUCGCAGCAGCUUGCAAAUUAUACUCAUCUUCUUCAGACGGCCAACAGAAUUCAGUAAACUACAGUUCAUCCACAACAAAAUCAGACUGUUCAAAAGGCAAUGCGGAUCAAAAUGGUUACGCUUCAGUGGUGGCAGCAGCCGCUGUAAAAGACGUUUGGCAAAGUGCUACAUCCGGUGCUGGUGCAAAUCUUUCAAAUAGUCUCACAGGCCCAGUUCGCCCGGCGGCUUGUACUCCAGACUCUAGAGUCGGUUACGGUUCUUCAGUUGGACUCGUUGGAGGAGAUCCGUCUUCUAGUCCCGGAGCAGCGACAGGAGGAAGGACGUCGAACUCCUUAUCCUCAUGGAACAACCCUUGUUCUUUAAACUCAUCAUCAUCUCAGCCCGUUGGUACGCAGAUCCAUCAACAGACGAAUCACACAUUCUACCCUUGGAUGGCAAUAGCAGAUGAAUUUUCAAAUAAAUUCUAG